This is a messenger RNA of Effrenium voratum, 1317 nucleotides long. The record is from the annotation of a GenBank genome assembly. Lineage: Eukaryota; Dinophyceae; Suessiales; Symbiodiniaceae.
AUGGCGCUGGCCUUUCACAGCUUCAACGCCCAGACCCGUGUGGCAGGGAACCGCGUCCUGGACAAGCCAUGGCAGAUGCCGGAGGGAUGGAAUGCUUCGCUCGCGGCCCUUAACACAGAGACGCGGGAUGCCAGCGGCAAGGGUAGCUUCGACACAUCCCUGGUGCUGUUGCAGCCACAUGGCCUGGAUCUGAAGCCAUCCACCUGCCAUUAUCACAGCUACCUUCAGAUGUUCAAACGGACGGAGGAACUGGUGGACAUCCUGAAAAACGAGACCGCCGACGGCAUCAGAGGCAUCAUGGGCCUCGGCGACAAAAUGUCGAAGAGCCACCUGGAGAGGUUCAAGACCUUCGAGAAGCUUCCACCCAAGCAGGCUGUCCUGGCUCUCACGGCAGAUAUGGGCGCGGAAGAGUGGGGCGAGGAGCACCGGAAGUAUGCGGAGAAACACCUGAGGAUUCUGUCAGGUCUGUACGGUGUGGUGCGGCCCUACGAUGAUGUGAAGCCGGUGCGGGACGUGCCCAUGAACGCCCGGGUCAAGACAAAGAAAGGCUUGUACUUGACGGAGUUCUGGGGCGACUCCAUUACCAAGCAGUGCGGCCCUUUGAAAGCUUGGCAGCGGCCCUCACGGUUCUCCUGGUUGCUCUGCAGGGAUCUCAAAGCCAUUUCCGAAGGCAACAAGGAGGGGCACUGCCUCCUUGUGAAGUGCACCAAUGACCAGUACUUCCAAUCUGUUCAAGCACACAACCUCCCGGAGGGCGUUACCGUGGUCGAGGUCGAGUUCGAGCAAGCGCCGGACGACGUGGCAGGAAAGGCUAGAUGUCAGUUCUCGAAGUUUGUGAUCGAGAAGAAAGUGGCGACCCCCGAGGGCUUGAAAGACUGGAAGUCCCAGGAGUGGUCGUUGGACGAAAGGCGCUGCACCAUCCAGAAGGUCUUCUAUGUUUGGAUUGGCGAUGACAAAAAGAAGAAGUCCAAGAAGGACAAGGAGAAGGACAAAGACAGGUCAGAUGCCUCUGGUGACAAGAAGAAGGCGAAAAGGAAGGCACCUGAGAAGGAGGCGCAGGACUGGUCGGAUGUGGACUCAGGCGACAUCAAGCCAAAGGGCAAGAAGAAAAAGGCAAAUGAGCCCCAGAACUUCUCGGACAUGAGCUCAGAGGAGUUUGAAGCCCGGACCAAGAAGGGCAAGAAGGCCAAGAAGGGCUCCGAGGACUCCGAUAGCGGCAAGAGGAGGAAGGUGAAGAAGAAGAGGGACGACAGCUCGGAGCCGCGUCGCAAGAAGAAGGACGACAAGAAGCGCAAAGCCCGCGCCAGCUCGGAGUGA